This is a messenger RNA of Pomacea canaliculata, 8050 nucleotides long. RefSeq names its product calcium/calmodulin-dependent protein kinase kinase 1-like. Lineage: Eukaryota; Metazoa; Mollusca; Gastropoda; Architaenioglossa; Ampullariidae. Gene Ontology annotation, cellular component: cytoplasm. Gene Ontology annotation, molecular function: calmodulin binding; ATP binding; calcium/calmodulin-dependent protein kinase activity. The record is from RefSeq and is a predicted model, not a curated record. Gene Ontology annotation, biological process: positive regulation of protein kinase activity; protein phosphorylation; intracellular signal transduction. Bases 1326 to 3512 code for a protein of 728 amino acids. The transcript is spliced from 15 exons.
UGGUUAGUUGUUGUGUCAUGUGUCAUGUGUAGUGCCAGCACUGCGCGAACGAAGUUACAGACUCCGACCCUCUGUCCGCCGAUGGAGGAGCUGCUGCUUGCAGUCGGCGAAAAAUGCAGCCAGCCAAUCGCCUGCAGGGAGUGUAGUGGCGCUGGCUUCCUUCCACCCGUGACUUUGCUGCAGCGGCUGACUGAGGGCAGUAAACACCAUUGACCUACUGCCACAGCACCGCGACACGCCCCAGCUUCCGGCAGGGUGGCUAGGCGGGUAGACGCUGCGGCACGCGCCAGCAGGCAGGCAGGCACGCACCCGUAUCCGCACACGCACACGCACCCUGCCGCUGACUGCGGCUUCCUUCCAUACACAGCAGUCAUCGUGACGGGAGCAGCGCGACAAGCGGGUGGCGGCACCCGCAACCUGUGAGUGACUGCGCUCAGCUGACGGAUUCAGGUGCCACCAGAAACAUCCAGAUGCCACCCGGCACUUACCAGCCUCCUGAUCCAGGUAUCAACUGAAACAUCCAGGCGCCGCCGUAAACAACCGGUGACCAUCUACCGUAACAAGGGCAUCAGCUGACGGAUCCACCUACCACCUGCCGUAUCCAGUUAGCAGUCGCCACGUCUGGCAUCCAGCUACCCGCUGAGAUGCCUAGUUACCACCUGUCACAUCCAAUUACCAGCUGAGGUACACAGAUGUCACUUAUCAAAUCCAGCUGAUGUCCAAAUACCACCUAUCACACCCAAUUACCAGCUGGGAUACCCAGAUAACCUCCUGAGAUAUCCAGCUACCACCUGCCACAUCCAAUUACCAAGAAGCCCUAUCGCCACCCGUCACAUUCACUUACCAGUUGAGAUAUACAGCUAUCACCUGUCACAUCGCUACCAGCGGCGACGUCUAUUUACUACCCGUCACAUAAAGUUACCAGUGGAGAUACCUAUUUUUUACCCCCUAUAUGGAGUUACCACCAGAGAUACCGAACUACCACUUGUCACAUAAAGUUACCUGUGGAGAUACCGAUUUACUACCCGUCACAUCAAAUUAUUAGUGGAGAUUCCUAUUUACUACCCGCUACAUCAAGUUACCAGCGGAGAUACCCUGGCACCCGCUUAGUCGAUCCUUCCUUCUGACGAGGCUGACGUUCUCCAUUACGUUGACAUGCGUUGAAGUAACGCGGGAGGUCAGGGAGUGUGACGUAAGCGAACCACGACCGGUAACGUGACGUGUGGCGGUGCCAGUAGGCAAGUAGGGAUGUGAACGGCCGGCCCGCAAGUGACUGGAGUGGCUCAGCGGGCCGGUCACCGCUUCCCAACGGUGAUGACGUCAGCAUGGGUAACACCCGCUUGUCGCUUACGGCGCUGCCUGCCGCCAGAAGUAAGUCAUCUCUCGCUUUAACGUCAUGUGACGUCGCCGGCCGCGCGCAGGCUCACCACGACACGUCAUCGAUGGCCUUGGACAGUGGGGGCUGCGGCGCAGCGGACGAUGGAGAGCUGCACGUCACCGUUCAUGACGUAACCAGCGGCGGGUGGCGGUGCUCUGUGCUGCGUAGACUGGCCUGCUGCUGCUGCUUGAACUGUCCACUCUACAAGGGCACAGAUGUGCGUGAUGAGUUGGUGGACAAAUGCAAUGCCGUUAGCCCCAUAAUUCACCCUCCCUCCUUCAACCAGGGGACACUAAGGGAGAGCAGCAGAAGCUGGACAGGGAAAUCUAGUUCUGUCGACUGUGGGGUUGGCAGCAGAGGAAGUGAGUUUGUUGCUGGAGGAAGCUUUCCAGGGCAUGGGCGAAGCUGCCGUAAGUCCAAAGAGAACCAGAGGACAGAUGGUGUCAGCGUAGUUAACACAGUGCCUGGCGAAGCCUUCGAUGCAAGCCGGCGAAAAUUUCCCCUUCAACGGAAAUCAUCAAACAUCAGCAACAACUGUGAGAAGAUCUCAGAGAAUUCCACUGAUGAGAAGGAGGAUUGUGUGUUUCAGGACAACUGCCACACUGAUGUUGGCGUCCGUCGCCACAGUUUGUCUGGCUGCCUAGAACCUUCUAGCUACCUGCAGAUUCCAGGUGUUGGUGGUGCUGGUGGAAAGGAGGCUACAGCUGGCUGUGAGCUGAGGCGGACUAACUCCUCAUCCAAUGCCCUCAGUGUCAGCAUUGCUAGUGGCAAGUCUGACCUGGCCCACAUUUGUGUCAAGCGUGCGCCCAAAGUUGUGUACAGCCACUCUGAAGAUCGCUUGACAACCCAGAGCUGUGACCAGCGGCCCAUAAUUCCUUCUUUGCCCUAUUCACCUUAUGUUUCACCCACUGCCUCACCCCGCCUUCGAAGGCAGCCAACCACAGAAACCCAUCGCGUGUCAGUGUCUGAUGGGGAUGGAUAUACACAGCUCAAUCAGUACCGCCUCAAAGACGAGAUAGGCAAGGGAUCGUAUGGAAUUGUCAAGCUUGCAUACAAUGAAGAAGAUGAUGUUCAUUAUGCCAUGAAAAUACUAUCUAAGAAGAGACUUAUGAAGAAAGCAGGGUUCUUCCGUCGACCACUCCCUUCUCGAGAUGGCAAGAGCGGAGUACCUACCAACCCACUGGAACGAGUAUACCGUGAAAUUGCCAUUCUCAAGAAACUUGAUCACCCAAAUGUGGUCAAGCUCGUUGAGGUGCUUGAUGAUCCUGAGGAGGACAACCUUUAUCUUGUGUUUGAGCUUGUGGAGAAAGGCGAGGUCAUGGAGGUACCCUGUCAAGAGCCCUUCUCUGAGGAUGUGGCCAGAGGAUACUUGCGCGACAUUAUUCAAGGCAUUGAGUAUUUGCAUUACCAGCGGAUAAUCCAUCGUGAUAUCAAACCCUCCAACCUGCUUUUAGGAGAUGAUGGUCACAUAAAGAUCGCUGACUUUGGUGUCAGCAAUGAAUUUAAAGGAAGCGAUGCCUUUUUGUCUAACACUGCAGGAACUCCUGCCUUCAUGGCUCCAGAGACGUUAAGAGACAACCACCCACAGUUUCAUGGCAAAGCCCUGGACAUCUGGGCCAUGGGUGUCACACUCUACUGCUUUGUCUUUGGGAAAGUUCCAUUUGAAGAAGAAUAUAUCCUCGGACUUCAUAAAAAAAUAUUAAAGGAUCCUGUGACUUUUCCAGAAGACAUUUCCAUAUCAGAAGAAUUAAAGAGCCUGAUCCAGCGAAUGCUUGACAAGAAUCCCACCACUCGCAUUACACUACCAGAGAUCAAGGUCGAUCCCUGGGUGACAAAGAAUGGCGUACUACCUGUGCUUCCCGAGGUGCAAGGUUGCAUACUGAUUGAAGUGACAGAGGAGGAGGUGCAAAACGUGGUCAAACAUGUCCCUAAAUUAGACACCCUGAUCUUAGUUAAGAGUAUACUGAAGCAGAAAUCUUUCCGGAACCCAUUUUUGCGCAACAGCAGUGCUGUCAAAGAUGAGUUCCAGCGUAGCGGCCGUUCCCAUUCAGCUCCUGAGUCAUUCACACACAUCAUGAAGAGAAAAGUCUCCUCCGAUGCCAACAUUGACGAGCCCUUGAUAGAGGAUGCAUAAAGAAGGAAGGGUGUUGGUUUUGUUGUAUUUCACCAGCUUCAUCCAUUCUUGUCUUCCUCCCUCAGGAUGGCAGAUGGAAACUACUUCAAUUCCACCUCCCAAACGAAACUUUCCCUUGAAUUUUUAAAUGAUCUAUUUUUGUAAUUUACAAUGGAUGCAACGUGAAACAGAGUCAACACGUGACUCAUCUCACAAUGUCGUAGACUGCCUCCAUUCAGCAUUAUAUUUGUAAAGCUCAUGGCAGAGAUGUGCAUCUGCUUCCCAGUUUUAAGCAUUUCCAUGUUGCCCACAUUCACAUGGAUUUUCCUAAUCUGACCUUUUCCAUGCUUGCUUGGUAGCAACUGAGACAUUGUACAUCUGGCAAGUGUUCAGCAGUUACAAAGGCAUGCCCUGUAAAUGUGUAAUAUUUGGAAGAGAAACAAUACAUGAAGCAGAAUGUUACCGCAGGUGAAUAUCUGGGCUUUAUAUCAGUCUCCUUGUCCUUCAAGGUAUACAAAACAAAUCAAAAGAAACAUUGGCCUAAGAUCAGGGCUUAUUAUUGUUUGUUUUUUGUUUUUUUUUAAAUCCCACUAUGCAUAUGUGUUUUUCUUUUUAAGUACAGUUGGUCUUGAGGAGAUGAAAUGUUGAAAUGUGGGAUACCACAAAAGCAUGUGACUGAUAACAAGAAGUAUGAUGUUAGAAACAUGUCUGGUAUCUUUUAUCAAUACAUUCUUUUCAUUAUCAUACUAGGUGUGUCUGAAAAGUAACGGGAUUAAUGACACAAAUAAUUUAUUUCAAUUCCAAACAACAAACUACAUGUCUUCCCCUUUAAAGUCAUCUCUCCUCGAGUCUCAUACACUUUUCCAUCCAUCUUUACCAUGGUUCUGUGCACUGCUGGAGGAAUUUUUUUGUGAUGCCCCUUACAUCCUUUGGUACAGCUCUCUUGAUGGCCUCGAUCAUGCCUACGAAACAGGUCUCCUUGAUGAUCCCUUUGAGCUUGGGGGUAAAAAAAAGUCACAUAGAGCAAGAUCAGGUGAAGACAGAGGUUUUUUUCAGUGCCAUGAUCUUCUUGGCAUGGAACCGUCAGAUUCCUCAGGUAUUGGGAACAGGUGCAUUCUCGUGGUGAACCAGAGGGCCAUAGCAACAGAGCUGAGGGGCAUCCUACAAGAAUCUUUCCAGCAGUGCAGAGAAGCAUGGUGGAGAAAGAAAGAUGGAAAAGUGCAUUAGACACAAGGAGGAUUAAUUUGAAGGAAAAACCAUAUAGUUUGUCGUUUAGAAUUAAAAUCAAUUAUUUGUGAUCCUAGUCGCCUUACAUUUCAGACACACCUCUUAUGAUAAUGCUAGUAACAUAUUGAUAAAACGUAGUGUAGACUCAUUUGCUGGCACUUAUACAAGUGUUUUUGAAUUCAUGAAUUUUGCAUAUUAUUUCUGGAUUGACAGACAUGUUUGGGAGUGCCAAACAAUCUCUCACUGCCAGUUCUUUACAGACUGGAAGUAUGCAUCCACUAUUAUCACAUGACAGGAAACAGCAACUAUAUAACCUUGUCAUAUUAUGAACACAUUUUAGGUUCCACUUCAACACACAUUUUUAUGAAAAAAUCUGUUUUCUAUGUGCAUGAUAUGACAACAGUGUCAAGUUUGACAUUGACUUGAUUUUAGUAACUAAUAAUUUUAAAGUUGUGCCAGUAGAAACGCAACACUAUUUUCACAUGUGUACAUAUUAGCAUUCUUGUUCCCAUAGGCACACCACAUUAUUUUGUUAGUUUUUUUAAUUAAAAAAACACAUUUUUAUGCAGUUUGCUGUAGAACAUGCAUGAACUUUUAACCUGAUCACCCGCUAGCCCCGCCACCACAUACCUAUGAAAAUAUGCAUGGCGCUAAGGCUAGGACCAUGCCUGAAGAGGCCCUAGAAGCCUUUUGCCACAAUGUACAGAUCGUUUUAAUUAGCUGAAUAUUUGUGCAUAUCAUUAGCAUAUCAUUAUCUGAAGGCAGCCAUCCCCUCCUCCUGUGCCUCAUAUUUUACUCCCCUGACCUUGGCCUUUACUAUCACUGCUUUUUUAUAGCACUUCCUGUUGCAUGUGACUUCUUGUAUCUUAUGUUUCUCCCAUAAUAUAUAAUCGACCUGAUGAAAGACGUCUGGCAUAGUGUAUAAUAAGAUCACAACAUGUCAACAUUUUCAGAGAAUUUGCAUGAUCUGAUUAACUUUGAACCAUGUCAGCAUAGUCUAGGAGAUUUCACAUUGUGUCUUCAGCCGUUGGCAGUAAGAAUGGAUAUUAUCAAUCUUCUUGCCUUUCAACAAAUCAAAGCAAAUUUUUUAUUCAGUAAACCUGUUGUGAUGGAUUUAUGAUUCAACUUGGUCACAGCCAAGUUUUAUGACCAGACUUUUGACAUGCUUGGCAUAUAAUGAUCUUAAAUUACACUUGAAUUUUGAAUUAUAUUUUGUAAAAUUAGACCAUACAUUGUGAGUUAUGGCCUCUUAUAAAAUGACACAGUUGUUAGUUUUGUUACCAUCCAAGUAAAACAGGUUUAUCCUUAAGAAGACGUAAAUCUGAAACCUUAGUAUAUCUACACGCACAGAAAGCCUUGUAACUGCCCAUGAAUGACGAUCUUUUUCUUCAUAACUCUCUUGUUCUAGCUGUUUGCUGCAUAACUGACCACUACUGCAUUAACUGGGUGUGAUGAAAGGUCACAUGACAACUGGAGUUAUAAUCCAGACCUAGUAUAAUGCUAAUGGCUGAAACAGAGGGGAAAAAGUCCUACUAUUGGAGUACUUAUCAGAAUCUAGCCAAACAAGUGACAGAAGUAUGGCCAGGUGUAAUGCUCAGGUAAUUUGAUUCUGGAACAAGAUGCUAUCCAUUAUGCUUUUAAAUCUGGUGGCUGAGUGUAGCCAUUCUUGUCAACACACCUCAGUGUAUAACAUCUACCCGUUAGAAGUAGACAUCUGAAAGCUGCUUAAUAUUCUGAUGUAUUCCUACACCCACCUCUCACCUGCAGAGAUUUGAAGGUAAAUUAUAUCCAGAUGACACUUGGACAGGGACGAAUUUCCCCAUCCUUCCCUAUUUUGUACUUGUAAAAGAUUCAGGGCGCAGUAAAUCAAAAUGCUUCACCACCUGUACUUAAAAAUUUCAUAACCUACCACAUAUUGUCUGUCUUUUACCUGCUGUGAACUUUUUCACCUGACGUGUUCUUCUUUUUCCCAGCGUGCAACGUCAGUUGAAAGUCCUUAUGUCCAUGUUGUAUGUGCUUACUAUGAUGUUGCAUUACCAAUUAAAAUAAAACUUUUUUCUUUCUCUUUUCCCAGUCUGUCCCUGUCCCACUGCUUUAUCACCAGCACUGCUGGAAAGAAUCCUAAUCCUUGAUUUGUUGGCAGCCAUUUUGCAUGGCCACCAGAUGGAAAACAAAUUAUUUACAUGUUACAGUGUUUACAUGACAGUGUGAUGGCAGAUUUGUUGUGAUUAUUUCAAGCAUUGCUUCUUGGCCUGGCACUGGUAUGCCAUGGUUUGGUUGUGAUGAAAAUUUUUGGCGCAAGAUGACCUUUUCAUCCAUCUCACAGUAUCAGUGUAAACCAGACAUGGAAGCUGUGGAUUCAUGUCCCAAGAAAUGUUCUUGAAAUUGUUUGGCUUCACUUCUUUGGGGUGUUUUUUCCAAAGAGUUUUUUCCUCAUGGGUAAUAUAAUAUUGGUAUGUGUAUACAUGUACAGUUUAAACAUUUGAUGGAUAAUAUGAUAUGAUAAGUGUAUACAUGUGCACCUUGCUGGGUAGGGCUAUAUGAUAUUCUAUGCCUGGACCCUGCAAAAUGAGUGAAUGAAUGAGCCAUGCUCCCAGCAUGCACAGCAAGAAUGUCAGAUCAUCACAAAACUGCUUUCCAUGAAUAGCAAAAUGUGUGCAAGAGUGUUUCCAUGAUUUGCCAGUAACAUUCCACAUGGAGGAAGCUCCUUCUACACCAUGACUUCAUAAAGCAUUUAUUUUUAACAUACUGAGCUUAGCCCCAAAUUAGAGAAUUAUUUUUGGAAAUUUUUCUAUAAAGUUUAGUGAUGACAGUUUGAAGAAAAUAAAUGUUCUUUAAUAUAUUCAUUCUGUGCUCCAGAUAUAAAUGGAACAUGCUGUAGUCUAUAUGUCUAAUUAGUCUGGUCUCUUUGUGAUAAAAGUAGCCAUUAUAUACCAGCCCUCUUAGCACUUCCUUUCACAUUGUAGUACUCCGGAUAGGUUUAUCUACAUAGAUCAAUCUUCUUUACUUUUCUUUACAAACAUCAGAUCUGUAAACAAGUAUUUUUAUAUAUUAGAACUCUUUGCCUACAUGACUGCUUACAAAGCAUUUUGUAUGGUGUAUCUAUCAGUGCAAUAACACUGCAUUAUACACAUGAUAACAGAAGAUGAAGAUAUCUUUAAAAAGAAAUUCAAACUGGAGUAAACUGCAGCACAAUGCUGCAUGCAUUGAUUGUAGGGGUUAGUAUCCUUUAGCAAAAUCUAAGUUGAAGUCAAAAGAUUGUCUGAGUUACACCAAAAAAAAAAAAAAAAAAAACAACAACAAAAAAACAAAACAAAACAACAGCUUGCUAA